Messenger RNA from Meyerozyma guilliermondii ATCC 6260, 663 nucleotides. It is a transcript of the gene PGA62, whose product is annotated as Pga62p. Lineage: Eukaryota; Fungi; Ascomycota; Pichiomycetes; Serinales; Debaryomycetaceae. The transcript has a single exon. The coding region runs from base 1 to 663 and encodes 220 amino acids. The record is from RefSeq and is a predicted model, not a curated record.
AUGAAGUUUUCUACCGCUGUUACCGCCGCUGCCGUCGCUGCUCCAGCCUUGGCUGCUUACACCAAUGGAACCUCCACCGAGACUGAUAUCCAAACCACCGUGGUUACCAUCACCUCUUGUUCCGACAACGCUUGUCACACCGAGGUUGCUACCACCGGUCUUACCACCGUUACUGAGAACGAGACUGUCUACACCACCUACUGUCCAUUGACUGAGGAGCCAACCAAGACUGAGACCGAUGUCGUCGGUACCACCGUGGUUACCAUCACUUCUUGUGCUGACAACAAGUGCCACACCGAGGUUGCUACCACCGGUGUCACCACUGUCACCGAGAACGACACUGUCUACACCACCUACUGCCCACUUACCGAGGCUACCCCAGCUACCAAGGCCCCAGCUACCGAGGCUACUCCAGCUACCCCAGCCACUGAGGCCCCAGCUGCCACCGAGGCUACCCCAGCUGCUCCAGCUGUUCCAGCUUCCGAGGCUCCAGCUUCUGCUCCAGCCACUGAGGCCGCUCCAACCACCGCUGCCCCAGCUGCCACUGAGGCUCCAUCCACCGUUGCUGGUGAAUCGGUUGCUGCUACCCCAUCUACCGUUGCUGCUGAGUCUUCUGCUGCUUCGACUGUUGCUGCUGUCUCUACCGCCGAGAAACGCUGGUAA